UCUAUGCAAGAGAAGCUUUUGCAAGAAGAGCUGAUAGUUCAGAAGAUGACAAAUGAGCUUGAAGAAAAAGAACGAAAUAUAGAGCAGUUAAAUAAAACUCUCUCUGAAAACCAAAGACUGAUGGAAGAGAAUGCCUGCCUGAAGGAGCAGAUGCGGCAGGUGGAGCACUCCAGCCAGCCAGUAUCUGAGAAGAUGCCUAUAGCAGACCAGUUGUUCAAGGAAAUGUCCCAUUGCUUGUUUGACUUGAAAGCACUGUGCAGUAUUCUUACCCAGAGAGCUCAGGGCAAGGAGCCUAACCUUUCCUUACUGCUGGGAAUCAGAUCGCUGAGCUGUUCAGCUGAAGAGAAUGAAAAUUACCACAGCACAGAAACCCUUUCGAAGAAGCUCUUGGACGUUUGUCAGUUACGAAAGGAUAUUGAUGAAUUAAGGACUAUAAUGUCGGACCGUUAUGCUCAGGACAUGGGGGACAAUUGCAUUACUCAAUGA
This is a messenger RNA of Phaethon lepturus (White-tailed tropicbird), 486 nucleotides long. RefSeq names its product centrosomal protein of 85 kDa-like. The annotation marks the transcript as partial. Gene Ontology annotation, cellular component: centrosome. The record is from RefSeq and is a predicted model, not a curated record. Lineage: Eukaryota; Metazoa; Chordata; Aves; Phaethontiformes; Phaethontidae. The transcript is spliced from 3 exons.